GCAGUAUGGGAAUGUGCAGGAUUUGUUUUCUAAUUUUUACAUGGGCCAACCCAUUCCACCCGCGUUUGCACAAGCCCAACCUUAUACCCACCCAAUCUGGCAACAGUUUCCUAAUCAGCAAGGGUUGUUUCCUACUUCGCCAGUUGCUGGAAAUGCUCCUAUGAACCCAAUUUUUACAGGGCAGCAAGCGGCUCUGGAUAUGUCUUCUCAUAAUUUAACUCCCGAGAUGCAAUUUUCUCAACAUAAAUAUCGGUCUUCCCCAUCAUUUGGAUUUAAGAAUCCUAAUCCGGGCAAGAGGGGCAUCAGCAUUGAUGGGGUUUGGUGA
Molecule: messenger RNA, 325 nt
Organism: Racocetra fulgida
Lineage: Eukaryota; Fungi; Glomeromycota; Glomeromycetes; Diversisporales; Gigasporaceae
Source: the annotation of a GenBank genome assembly